Oryzias latipes (Japanese medaka) is the source of this 870-nucleotide messenger RNA. It is a transcript of the gene arpc3, whose product is annotated as actin related protein 2/3 complex, subunit 3. Gene Ontology annotation, cellular component: Arp2/3 protein complex; cytoskeleton. Lineage: Eukaryota; Metazoa; Chordata; Actinopteri; Beloniformes; Adrianichthyidae. The record is from RefSeq and is a predicted model, not a curated record. Gene Ontology annotation, biological process: Arp2/3 complex-mediated actin nucleation; regulation of actin filament polymerization.
AGUGGUUGCAACGCCACAUGACAUCCAGCCACUUCCUGUAACUCAAAGGGUGCGACAGCCGGAAGUAGCGUCUCGCUGUGCUGACAUUCCACUUGCUGAGCAGUUGGAUUGAUAGAUUUCAGUCAACAUGCCGGCAUAUCACUCCAACCUGAUGGAGCCGAACACCAGGAUGAUCGGAAACAUGGCCUUGCUCCCCAUCAAAACUCAGUUUAAAGGACCAGCGAGGGGAGACGGUGUAGAGUCUGAUAUAAUUGAUGAGGCUAUUUACUACUUCAAGGCCAACGUCUUCUUUAAGAACUACGAAAUCAAGAAUGAGGCCGACAGGACGCUUAUCUACGUUACAUUGUACAUUUCUGAGUGCCUGAAGAAGUUACAAAAGUGUAGCUCCAGAGGGCAGGGAGAGAAGGAGAUGUACACCCUGGGCAUCACAAACUUCCCUAUCCCCGGAGAGCCCGGCUUCCCUCUCAACGCCAUGUACGCCAAACCUGCGAGCAAGACGGAUGAAGAGACCAUGAGGGCGUACCUGCAGCAGAUCCGCCAGGAAACUGGUCUGAGGCUAUGUGAUCGCGUGUUUGACCCCCAGACUGACAAACCCAGCAAGUGGUGGGUGUGCUUCGUCAAGAGGCAGUUUAUGAACAAAAGUCUGUCAGCUCCUGGACAGUGAACCCCAAUGGACCCACGGUGUCGGCUUCACCCUCACAAAGCAGUUCAAUGGAUUUCUAGUCAGCAGAGAGGCGCCUGUUUGCUGUUUGCUUCAGAUUUUCUACCAUUUUGAACAAAAGUUUUUUUCUUUUUUUUUCCUUCUUCCCUUGUCUGGAUGUUGAUUUAUUGAGCUGGUCUUUAAUGCAAUAAAGAAAUUAUGGAAAUUUG